CGCUGAGCCGUGGGCCGGAGAGUUGUCGGCUGGGAAAUGGCGGCCGCGGGCUUGGUCGCUGUGGCCACGGCUGCAGAGUACUCUGGCCCUGUAGCGUCGGGAGGUAACCUCUCCGGUGUUAACUGCGGCCCAAGCUCCGGAGCAGGUACUGGUCCUGGCCCGGGUUCGUGGAGCCGCUCCCUCGAUCGAGCGCUAGAGGAGGCGGCUGUGACCGGGGUGCUGAGCCUGAGCGGCCGGAAACUGAGGGAGUUUCCCCGGGGAGCGGCCAACCAUGACCUGACGGACACCACCCGGGCGGAUCUGUCACGAAAUCGCCUCUCAGAAAUUCCCAUAGAAGCAUGUCAUUUCGUUUCUCUUGAGAAUCUCAACUUAUACCAAAAUUGUAUUCGGUAUAUACCAGAAGCAAUUCUAAACCUACAAGCUCUAACAUUCUUAAAUAUUAGUCGGAACCAGCUGUCAACAUUGCCAGUACAUUUGUGUAAUUUACCAUUGAAAGUCUUAAUUGCUAGUAAUAACAAAUUGGUGUCACUUCCAGAAGAAAUUGGACAUCUCAGACAUUUAACAGAACUUGAUGUGAGCUGCAAUGAAAUUCAAACAAUACCUUCCCAAAUUGGUAAUUUGGAGGCCCUAAGAGACCUUAACGUCAGAAGAAAUCACUUAUUACGUUUGCCUGAAGAGCUGGCAGAGUUGCCUUUGAUACGGUUCGACUUCUCCUGCAAUAAAAUUACAACAAUCCCCGUUUGUUAUCGGAACCUCAGGCACCUACAGAUGAUCACCCUAGAUAACAAUCCACUACAGUCUCCUCCCGCACAGAUAUGUAUAAAAGGCAAAGUCCACAUAUUUAAGUACCUGAACAUACAGGCUUGUAAGAUUGCUCCAGAUCUGCCAGAUUAUGAUAGGAGACCCUUGGGUUUUGGCUCCUGCCAUGAAGAAAUGUACUCAGGACGCCCUUAUGGAGCCCUUGAUUCAGGUUUCAAUAGUGUGGACAGUGGUGAUAAGAGAUGGUCAGGAAAUGAACCUACAGAUGAAUUUUCAGAUCUGCCUCUUCGAGUAGCAGAAAUUACUAAAGAACAAAGACUACGAAGAGAAAGCCAGUACCAGGAGAAUCGCAGCAGUUUAGUAGUAACAAAUGGUGGAGUGGAACAUGAUCUGGAUCAGAUCGACUACAUCGACAGCUGUACUGCAGAGGAGGAAGAAGAUGAGAUGAGACAGCCCAAGGGCCUGGACUCAGACAGCCUCAGUUCCCAGUUUAUGGCAUAUAUUGAACAACGGCGAAUCUCUCAUGAGGGUUCACCCAUAAAGCCAGUACCUCUGAGGGAGUUUCAAAAAACAGAAGACAUGAGAAGAUAUUCACAUCAAAACAGGGUUUCAUCUGAGCCAUCUUCUCUCAUGUCACUGUCACCAAGUCACAGUCAGUUAUCACAUGCAGACUUGGAAAUUCUUCGGAGAAGAGAACAAUUAGUAGAGCGUACUCGGAGAGAGGCACAACUUGCGGCCCUACAGUAUGAGGAAGAGAAAAUAAGGACCAAGCAAAUUCAAAGAGAUGCUGUCCUGGACUUUGUCAAGCACAAAGCAUCACAAAGUCCACAAAAACAGCAAUCCCCCUUAGAUGGUGAGUGUCCCUUCCCAUCCAGAAGGUCUCAGCACACUGAUGAUAGUGCCUUGUUAGUGUCGCUGUCAGGGUUGAAUCAAGUGGGCUGUGCAGCUACCCUGCCUCAUUCUUCUGCCUUCAUGCUUCUUAAGAACGAUGACAGAUCUAAUACCAUAUCAAGUUCACCUACAACAGAAACAGUUCAUCAUUCCCCUGCAUAUUCUUUUCCUGCUGCUAUUCAGAGAAACCAGGCCCAGCGCCCUGAAAGCUUCCUUUACCGAGCAGCUGUCAGGGCAGAAGCAAAUAAAGGUCAUGCUUCACCCCUUCUUUCAUCUUCUGCACCUCCCACUGACUCUGCAGAUCCCAUAACAAGACCCAAUUCAAGACAGAGAGAAGAAGAGCUGGAAUUAAUGGAUCAACUACGGAAACAUAUUGAGUACCGGUUGAAAGUAUCACUGCCUUGUGAUCUGGGAGCAGCUCUAACCGAUGGUGUUGUUCUUUGCCAUUUGGCCAAUCAUGUGCGGCCUCGAUCUGUCCCAAGCAUCCAUGUCCCCUCACCAGCUGUACCUAAAUUAACAAUGGCAAAAUGCAGGCGGAAUGUGGAGAAUUUCCUAGAAGCUUGCAGAAAAAUUGGUGUACCUCAGGACAAUCUUUGUUCCCCUUCUGACAUCCUUCAGCUAAACCUCAGCGUUAAAAGAACUGUUGAAACACUACUUUCUCUUGGGGCACAUUCAGAAGAAUCCAGUUUUGUCUCUCUGUCUAUCCAGCUUUUGGGUUUUGUGGCAUUUUAUUGUACUUUAAUGUUAACUCUCUGUCUGCUUUAUUACGGGAUCUUCCCCCUCUAGCUGAAAGAUUGCACUCCAGUGAUUUUCCACCUCAUUCCUGUGUUUGGUAAAGGAGGUUUGUUUCUUGUUACCAAGUAUUUACAUACGUGCUUUUUUUUUUUUUUUUUUUUUGGCUGUCAAACAGCCAACCAGUAAAGGAGAUAAAUCCUGUCCCCAUAUGUCCAGAUGAACAGUCCAUCACAUUAGUAAGCAUUGAUGAUUGCUAACAGAGCAGAACACCAGCAUUUUUUCUCCUGGUGAUUUGUCCAUUCUCCUGGACUGUGUCCUUUUUCCUCUUAUCACAAGUGCUGAGGUGCCUCUGAUACAAUCCUGCACCUGCUCUUAGAAUAAGACUUAGGAUAUAAUAUGACUUAGGAUAUAAAAUUCCCAAGUGGCCAUUUUUCCAACGUCUUCAACAACUGCUCAUAAAGAAAAUAAUUGCACCCUCUCCAGUUGAGGAGGCAGCUGGUCACUAAGAUCUGCAUUGAUCUGUGCCCGAAAAUCCUGCGGUAUCCUGUAUUGUGAGGCACAGGUCCACGUAACCAUUUGCUGUCUGCACAUCUGGAAGCACUGACCAUUUAGUCUUGGUAAUUUUAAUUUGAUCAGAAUGUGCAGUCCAAAAAUCAGGUAGGUUCCUUAGAUCGCUAUUCUGAGCCCAGUGUGUACAUUUAAAAUAGUCCACAACAAGCAGAUGGUCUGGAGCUGACCUUUCAGGAGUAGGCACCUGUCCAGAUUUACUGUGUUUGUUAUCAAUGAACUAGCUUCACCUCUAGAACCCUAUUUAUAAUUUAAAAUAGAAAUUUAUGUAAUUUACAGUAUAUUUGAAUCAUCUUAAUAGGUGAACUUGUACUGAAUUAGGCUGUUCAGGAGGUUGUAUCUGAACAGUAAGAACAGGUAAAGUAUCAGGCAGCGGUCUCUGCUCUGUACCCAAGGCAGUGAGUUUUAUCGUCUUCAGGAUGUCCUAAAUAUGUAAGCUGCUGGCCUUAAUGCUUGAAACUACUUCAUGAUUGCAUUCAGAUUCUAGUUCUCAUAAAUAGGGUUUCUGAACAUUCAGGAAUCUACUGAACUCAAAUAUGAAGGGGAAUUGCAGGAAACAUAACAAACACCUUGUUGUAGAAGUCAGCCUGAGGGUGUGAUUGCUUUGGUUUUCUUACAUAUUAAAUGGGACAGUUCUUUAACACAUUAAAAAACUGUUUACUAUUAAUGCUGAAAUAUUGACCUGACCACUGUGUUGAAAACCAGUUUUAUAUAGUAGUGGUGCCUUCCAGAGUUUGGAAGGCUUGCUUUGUUCUAUUUUUAAGAUGUCUCGGAGUCAAAGACCAUUCGGUUUUGUGGAGUUUUGUCCCUUUAGAAGAUAAAACACGUGGUCUUGCAGGGGGGUAGUUGUACAUUCUCUUCAGAGCACACAGCGUUCCCUCCAAGCUGGCUGGCAGGUAAAUGCGCAUCUGGAAAGCAUAAGCCUCUGAGGGAAUGUCUAAACCGCAGGCAGCAGUGUGGGGUACUUAUGGAGAAGGGAUCAGGGCAUUGACCUCAGAGAAACUAUGCUUCCCCAAGAGCAAAACACCCUGCAGGUUCAUUUUAGAAUAGUUCAUCUGUAUUGGCAGUGGUACUCAAAGUAUUUAUACAGAGUUGGUAGUUUUAUAAGGUCAAAAGAUUGCAAUUACCUUGUUUUAUCAGGAUAAGUAUUAAAGUUUUAAGCGCAAGUACCAAUAACUGUUCAAAAUAAAUGUUAUAUUUUUUAUUGCAACUAAUUUUGUAAAACUUCCUAAUAAUACAGUAAGUGCCAUUGAAAAGUCCAGUUAUCUUUUUUAAUAAAUAUGUGUAGUCUCCUUUUUAGUGGGACCAGAAUUCUACUUUCUGUCCUUUGUGAGAGCAGUGUCUGUUUUUCUGAAUAUUUAAUCUUAAAAGAAACACCAAUGAUAGGCGUUAUCCUUAAACCCUGCCUUUUUCUCUCUCAAGAAAGGCUUAACCAAACGUUAAUGAGGCAAACACAGUAGAAGUUUUUAACUUCCUUAAGCAAACAUAUAAACACUUUUCAAAUAUAUGGUGAUUGAGGUAUUCCUGACUAAACUCACAUCAUAGAUCUCCAGCAUAAUUUAAUCCAUUAAAUACCAGGAUAUGAAAUACUUCCAUUUCUUCUAUAACACAGCUGGUGGGCAUCCUUCCUGCAAGCAGUCUGGCUUCUGGCAGGAAACUAUCUUGCGUUCCUUUGGUGUAUGAUUUCCAGAGCACUUUCUCCUACAGUGUCCUAUCUGUCAGGCCUGAGCCAUGUGGUAACUUGGAACUGCUUUUCCAUUUUCUCCACCUCAUUUUAUUGAUCUGCAUUGAUCUUUUAUGUAUCAGGAAUGAAGGAUGUUGCUUUUACUCCAUAGUAUUUUGUUAUCCUCUGUUGUAUGUAGAAGUGUAUGUAACUUGUCCUUACCCCAGUUUUCAAAAUGGUCCGUUUGUACUUUUAGUUGUUUUAAUAAAGUGACGGUGUCAGGUACCAUCUCUGUGUAACUCCUGUUAACAGAGGCGAGUUUCCCAGACUGACUCUUCAUAUCUCAGUUGACUAUUAUGAGGGAGAGAAGAGAUGCUUAUUUUUUCUUUUUAGUUUGUUGAUGUUCAUCCUGUUUUCUCUUUUGUUUGUUUUUAUGUUACGUCGUUCCAUUUCAGGACCAAUUAUGUUUGCCUCUCCACAUUUUAGAAGAGAAAGGUUUGAGCCAGGUUGCGGUGACGGUCCAGGCUCUCCUGGCACUUGCCCCCCCCAAGCAGCAGCACCCGUCAUCUGCUGUGUAAGGACCCCCAGCACCUGGGCGUUGGCCUGGCCAAACCGGAGCAGGACGCGAUUGCUGCUGCCAGCCGUCUGCUUAAACAAAGCUCUUAAGUGUUCUUAAAAAGGACUGUUUCCAUGAUUCCUAACAGGAAUAUUUUGCUUCAUGCCUCCAUUUUAGGGGAGGUUAUAUUCGUUUCCAUUGAACUGUUUAGGAAGACACGGUUGGUUUUCACAAAUGAAACUUAAUUCUGUCAUUACUGAGAACGCAACACUGAAGCCUAAACUGGCUGUGCUUUCCUAGAGAGUAGGCUUGUCUCACAUACCAGAAAGAAACUCCUCAAAAGGCUAUUUAGCUCCCCUGAAAGCACAGACAUGCUAUUAUCUUUACCUGUUUCCUGUUUCUGGAGUCCUCUGGUUUCCAAAACUGGUUGUUCAUUAGAAUCUCCUGGAGCAUUUGUUAAAAUGCAGAGUCUCAUUUGGUAGGUCUAAAGCGAGGCCUGGGUAUCUGCAUUUUCAACAGAUGUGGUAGAGACCACUGUCUCAAGCUAGAUAUUUGUAUGAUGUGGGGAGUAAUGACUCCACUCUGUCAGCCACAUUUAAAAUCAGAAGCUAUAUAUUAAGAUUAUUUGGACUGUCUGUGCAAGGCAAGACAAAAAUAACAGAACUGGGUUUUUUGGACAGAAUACUUAUGUCCAGGCAGAACAAAUAUAAUGUAGAAGGCCUAGAUUUUUAUGUAGUAAAACCAUUUCAGAGAGUUAAGUUGUAUAUAAGGCCAGAGUCAUAGGCCACCCCCCUACGCAGACUGGCCACCACCACUUAAAGCUUGGUUCUGUGUGACAUCCUGCUAUUCUCCACACUUUAUAAACAGCACUCUCCACACAGGUUCCAAAUCCUUAAGCUGGUAACAGGCACUACUCACCAUUUGUAUUGAGCCCUCCCAUCCUCUUCCCCCCAUGCUGCUCCCGGGAUACCUGGACCUGCACACACCUUCCACCCACAGCAGAAUACACUUCCGGCUCCCUGACUAAUGGAAGAUUAUGAGAACAAAGCAAAGGAAAUAAAGGAAAAACCAAGUUUCUUAAUUUCUUUCAGGUAACAGCUGGUUUCCGUGGCUGAAUCAAGCCAGUUUCCGUGGCUGAAUCAAGCCACUUGUGGCAUCUUAAAAAACAGCGUGCUGUGUAUCUAGUUCAUCUAACUCUACCACUCGUGCCUUCUUUACUCAAUCAUGGGCCAAGUGAAAGGGCCCAAGAUCUCAUGUAACAAAGCUGGGAGCCUUUGUUCAGGUUUAAGUCACUAGGGUCUUUCUUACCCUGUAUUUUGAACCCCUUUUAGUUGUCAGCAUAUCUUUUGGUAUUCACUGCCUUUAUAAACCGGGUAAAUAGACUUAGUGAAGAUACUAGUUAUCCGGGGUUGUGAAUUGUUCUGGAUUUACUUUACCAAUGCAUGCAUUUGAGCAAAAUGUUCUCUAUCACGUGAAUGCAGCGUCUAAAAGUAAAAUCAUGGAGUAUCCGGUCAAAAUAAUGUUUUCUCCCUGUUCUCACAGGGAAACAAAUUCAGCAGAACAUUACCACUUUGUCCAAGUUUAAUAUUAAAGAACAUAAAGCAUCUGAGCUCAAAACCCAGUCCUUCACUGUUCUUACAGAACAAAAGUAAAAUGUCUUUUAAGUGUUUAGAGCCAGACCCCGUUAUGUUUACAGUUCCAAACAUACCCACCAAUUGGGACUUGUUUAGAAUUUGUGUGCAUUUUUAAAUUAUAGGUAUUUCUCCUUCUAGUCAACAUUAAACCUCAGUACAAUCUCUGAAUAAUAGAAGUCAUUUGAAACUCAGCAAAGAACAGGACUGUUUUGUCACCUACUAUGCAAGAAUAACCCCAGAAGACAUACAUAAUACAACAUUUGGGACAUUUGCAACUAAUUAUCCCAUAUGAAUAAAUGGAAAUUUCCACUUAUUUCACAUUUCACACAUAAUGUGAAACCUUAUUAAUGUAUUCUUAUCAAACUAAUUCAAAUUUAUAUUUGAGUUGCUAGAAAAAAAUUGUGUACAGUUUUGGUUGAUAAUGAAAGAAAAAUAAUCAAGCAUAUUGAAUUUCUUUCCUUUGUCAAGAUGCAGAAACAUUUCAUGAUGGUUUUGUUGAAAAAUUUUUGUAUUCAGUGUUUUGUAUGUACUUAAAAAAAACUGGAAAGAAAAUUUCACAUUUAGCCUUGCUAGACUGCAGUGUAAGAUGAAGACGAUGUUGUAACGGUUCCACCUGACCAUUUGUGAGCUUCCUACUGAAGCGGUGACCAGCCCAGUGCUUGAAGUGUGAACAGAGAAAAGGCUAAAGUGCCCACCCAGCAGGGCCCCUGCCAGCUACGGACAUCGUAAGUCAGCCAGGUCUCUGGAAAUAACUUAUGGGCGGAGGGGCCUUUGUAUUUAGCUAGAACAGAGUAGGGGGCUUCUUAGCAGGUCACUUUCUUUAAUAGCUUUUUAAAAUACAGCCUUACAGCUAAUCGAGGAGUCUGAUUUCUCUUACUUGCUACAGCUCAGCAGUGACUAAUGAUGUGUGACUGUGCUGACGAGUAUGAUGAAUUUUUAACAACUAAGCGCUUAAAAUGGUUAUAGAAAUGAAGGAAAACAUGGAUAUUUAGAACCCUUUUUAUAUAAGUAUUGCAGUGAGAUGGUUUACAGCAGAUUUCAUUUUAUUUCUGAAAAUGUUGUAAACAUGUAAUUAGUGAAAGAUUUUGUAAAACAUUGUCCUAUAUUUGUGUGUCUGUAAAUAUAAUGCAUAAGUUCUAAGUAUAAAUAUGUCAAUAUCAUGUAUGUUAUUUUAAAUUGCCUGUAUGCCACCUUACAUGUUGACAUUAAAAUAAAAGCCAACACUUCAAUAGCGUGAAAUAAAGGCUGAUUUGAAAAUGUU
Messenger RNA from Leopardus geoffroyi (Geoffroy's cat), 8066 nucleotides. It is a transcript of the gene LRCH3, whose product is annotated as leucine rich repeats and calponin homology domain containing 3. The transcript has 21 exons. Lineage: Eukaryota; Metazoa; Chordata; Mammalia; Carnivora; Felidae. Gene Ontology annotation, molecular function: protein binding. The record is from RefSeq and is a predicted model, not a curated record. The coding region runs from base 37 to 2436 and encodes 799 amino acids.